AUCGAAAAAAAUUCCCAGAACACAGGUAAGCCUUUUAUUUCUGUACUUCUUCUUUUUAGGUUCCCUACAGAGUCGUUCCGCUAGGCGAAGAGCCGACAAAGCUCCAGCGGAUACUCGAACUCCUCCAACUGUGCAGGACGUGUCUGGUUUCGACUUGGCAGACUCAAACGAUCCCGGUAAAUUCGCAGUCUUUCGAAAAUGUUUCGGUUUUUCGAAAUGGCAUUAAAUACGUGUAAACAACGCGAGUCCCUGGGAUGGCGUGCAUAGUGUGCAGUGACAAAGGUGGCUGCUCUUCGUGUUGUUGCCAGUCGUGUCACCUUCCUGUACGUGUGCUGGCGAAACCGUCCGCUCUUUUUGAGUGGAUUUUUUCCACGAACUCAGCACUUCUUCUCUGAAGCAUGGUGCUUACCACAUCCUUUCAAAGCCCUGAAGAACCUGUUUCGGUGCCCGGCACUGUGCAGCUGCGGUAGCGCGUUGUUUCCCUUUCCUUUGUGACUUUCCGUUUGGCCGCGCGCGACCUCAGGCAGGGGAAGGGCACUCUCUGUUUGCGGCGCUUCAUUUGUCUCAUGAAUAUGCGAGCAAGCCGUGACCAUACAAAAGCGGCGUAAGUCUCGUGGAAGGCGUUCUUUCCACCUCACCGCCUUCUGGAGUGUCAAGACCGGUGGUCCCACAUGGCCCAGCGAAAUCGCCAGUCUCCGCCUGCGGGCACCUCUCGCAAGCGCCAGCACCGGGACGAGACCGAUGACGAAAGCGACAGGGAUGAAGAGUCCGACAGGCCUAAGACAACGAAGGCAGAAAGGAAAGACAAGAAGGAGAGGAACGGCCGGAAUUUCAUGCAUGUGGGCGAGAAAAAGAAAUGGAAGAAACGGCGCGAACCCCUAGACAUCAACCUCAUCAUUGCCCAAGAGGAAAUCGACAAGUCAGACGCUCCUUGCUGGGCGACGCUCCAUGCAGGACCCUCCGCUCUGCUUCCCCGGCGUCUCUGCUGCUGCUGUGGGUUUCCAGCGAAGUAUCGCUGCCCUCUGUGCGCGAACGGCCGACGUGUCGGUUCGUCUUUUUCUGCCACGACUCAGGACGCUGCAUCCCGAGCUAGUCAGUUCGCUGAGUCUCGCUACCAACUUCAGGGUCGCUACGUUUGCUCCUCUCACUGUCUGAAUGUGCAUCAGGCGCACGACUGCGCACCAAAACACCUUCUCCACUGGAUGUGACAGGUCUGCUAUUUGCGGCUGCGUGGCAGUUUUCUCGGCAGCUUGCCUUCACCUCGGGCGUCUCAUCUGGAGUUCCUAAGACAGAUGUACGAGUGCGUGGCACUGGCAAAACUCGCAACGGAGAGGUGACCCUAUUCGUUGUCGCAAUGCCAUCCUGGUUCAGGAAGGCGGAUCUUCAUCCGCAACGAAACACCUCACAAAACCCGACAGGAAGUGAACCUUGGCCAAGCGGUUGGUCACGCGAGCAAAGAGUGAAAUCUAAACUGAAAUCUAGGGACGUGACAGCUCUCUGAAGGAAAGUUUUGGCGAAGUCUUUGUGAACGUAGAGGUGACGGGUUUUGUACCACUGUUCUUAACGUUUCGGUAACAAGGCAUCGCAUGCAGCGGUUCGGGACAUGAAAAGCACACGACUCUUGCAAGGGAAAGCGUGACGGCGACCUUUCGUUCUCGUGCUCUCAGCAAGAGUUCCGGAAAUGGUGGAUGGUGGUGCCGUCUUUUUAAAAACGAACAUGUGUCCAAAGCGAAAAAACUGCGUUCGUUUAUUGACAGAUUGCGUCCAAUCGAAUCCGUAUUCCACGGUAGUCGUUCGUGCUGUCCGAAACACACCUUGUUGGCAGAAACGCCUUGCAGGAUAAUUCUACGCGGUAAAUCCACCCUCAGA
Messenger RNA from Toxoplasma gondii ME49, 1869 nucleotides. RefSeq lists its product as hypothetical. The record is from RefSeq and is a predicted model, not a curated record. The coding region runs from base 672 to 1208 and encodes 178 amino acids. Lineage: Eukaryota; Apicomplexa; Conoidasida; Eucoccidiorida; Sarcocystidae. The transcript is spliced from 2 exons.